Parathielavia appendiculata is the source of this 228-nucleotide messenger RNA. RefSeq lists its product as uncharacterized. Lineage: Eukaryota; Fungi; Ascomycota; Sordariomycetes; Sordariales; Chaetomiaceae. The record is from RefSeq and is a predicted model, not a curated record. The transcript has a single exon. The annotation marks the transcript as partial.
CUCACGGAAGACCUGCGUUACAAUGCGCAUUUCGUCCGGCGCUCCACCCAACGAGAAGUUGAGAAGCAAAUUGCAAAACGGCCAGCAGCUUAUACGGCCGAGCAGCGUGCAGCUCUCCGAAAGCAGCUUGAGGACACUAAGUUCCUUACGCCCGACUAUGCCGAUAAGACCAAGAUCAACAUCGCCGGCUUGCUGCGAAAAUUGGUCACCUCCCUCCCUGUUCCGUGA